GCCGUUUCCAGGAUUUCGCCAUUUGGGGAAAACGCCCUUUCUCUCUCUCACACGUCUCUUUAUCUUCUCUCCCCCCCCCCCGCUAAAUAUAGCAAUCCCCUUUUCCUAAUUUUACCAGAGCAGUGAGUAAUAGGGCUUGGCUUGGGAGAGAUUGAAAACAGAGAUUGAAGAAGAAGCCUUUUUCUGCUGUUGCUUGUGGGGGGUUUUUGAAGAAUUGGGCGUUUUGGGCGAAGGCGAAAAAUGGGUCGCGGGAAGAUUGAGAUCAAGAGGAUUGAGAAUGCGAACAGCAGGCAUGUCACAUUCUCCAAGCGGCGAGCUGGGUUGCUCAAGAAGGCUCAGGAGCUCGCCAUUCUCUGCGAUGCUGAAGUUGCCGUCAUUGUUUUCUCCAACACCGGGAGGCUCUUCGAGUUUUCGAGUUCUGGUAUGAAGCGAACGCUUUCAAGAUACAACAGGUGCUUGGAUUCUCCAAACAUUUCUAUAGUAGAAAAUAAGGCAGAGAAACAAGGUGCGAAGGAUGCAGAAGACUUGAAAGACGAAAUCUCAAGGCUGCAAGCAAAGCAAAUGCAGCUGUUGGGUAAAGAUCUGAUGGGUUUGAGCUUAAAAGAGUUGCAGCACUUGGAGCAGCAAUUAAAUGAAGGGUUAUUAUCCGUGAAGGAAAAGAAGGAGCAAUUACUGAUGGAACAGCUUGAGCAAUCAAGAAGACAGGAACAACGGGCCGUGCUUGAGAAUGAGACUCUACGAAGACAGGUUGAGGAGCUUCGAGGUUUCUUCCCAAUGGCUGAACAAUCAGUGCCAGCUUAUCUUGAAUACUAUCCUGCACAAAGAAAAAAUCCUCUCGUGAAACAUGAUGCGGUAAUUUCCGAUGUGGUUGGCAAUGGCAUUAUGGAUAAAGGAGAUUCAGACACUACGCUGUACUUAGGGUACUGUUCUUUUCUUUUAAAUAAUUGCAAAUUCUGCUGGCCAUUAUUUGUUCAUAAUGAUUUGGUUGAUUUUAAGGGAUUAGAUUGCUCAUUGAGUCAUAUUCCUGGAUUUGGAUAAUAUGAUUGCAGUUGGUCACAUUCUCGUGGACUCAUAAUCAAAAUUUUUUAUUUCUCAGUUGCAUUGCCUUGUACUCUUACUUGAAAGUUGACAGAAGAAGGAUCUCAGAAAUCAUACGAUGUUUGCAUAUUCUUUGUUUUAGUUGAAAUUUUGCUGCGUUGGUUUGCUUCUGUGUUUAAUCUCAAAACAAAAUCCUAUCCCAAUUAUUGCAGUUAGGCAUACAUUCUCUGCCUUGCCAAUUUGAUUAUUUGGCACCCUAUUUUUGUUGCUUUCAGGGGACAUAGCAUAAGAGUUUAAUUUUUUUAUUUAUUUUUACCCUCACUUCAGGUUUGCAAUCAACAUAUUUUAAUCUCUACUUAAGCAUGGCACUGGCUGAGAUUUUUUCUUAAUUUUUUUUCCUUGUUUGAUCUGUCUAGUUAUUUUUCUUGCUGAAUUUACUACUACCAUAAUGAUCAAUUUUUUUGGUCGGAUAUUUUCUAAAGAAAUGCUCUACUGUCAGUUUGUCCCUUUGUAAAAUAGGUAUAAUUAAUGGUUAACUACCUUGUUGAAUCUCAUAUUGUCUUGCAUGUCAUGCAGGCUUCCUUCCGAUGUUUCUCGCAAGAGAAAGGAAUCUGAGAGGGAAAGCUGCUCCAACAACUCCUCGGGGAGUCAAAUCGCCCUUCUGUGAUCCUUCUCUUCUUGAUGUUUGUACUUGCAUUAGGAAUGAAUGAACUAGAAUAGUUUUCGAAAUAGCCAAUCCAUGUUUAGAAGCUUUUGUUAUAGCAUAAUUUUGUCCACCAAGUGAGAAUCAUCAAAAUGGAGAAAGUUAUUUCUUUUUGCAGGUUGUUGGAGAAAAUAAGCUUAGGUUUUGUCA
Molecule: messenger RNA, 1891 nt
Organism: Malania oleifera
Lineage: Eukaryota; Viridiplantae; Streptophyta; Magnoliopsida; Santalales; Ximeniaceae
Product: agamous-like MADS-box protein AGL15
Exons: 7
Coding region: 241-1038 (265 amino acids)
Biological process (GO): positive regulation of transcription by RNA polymerase II
Cellular component (GO): nucleus
Molecular function (GO): RNA polymerase II cis-regulatory region sequence-specific DNA binding; DNA-binding transcription factor activity, RNA polymerase II-specific; protein dimerization activity
Source: RefSeq, a predicted model, not a curated record